Messenger RNA from Anthonomus grandis grandis, 559 nucleotides. RefSeq lists its product as uncharacterized. The record is from RefSeq and is a predicted model, not a curated record. NCBI's taxonomy places the organism in Eukaryota, Metazoa, Arthropoda, Insecta, Coleoptera, Curculionidae. The transcript is spliced from 2 exons. Gene Ontology annotation, cellular component: DNA replication factor A complex; site of double-strand break; nucleus. Bases 140 to 487 code for a protein of 115 amino acids. Gene Ontology annotation, biological process: DNA replication; base-excision repair; double-strand break repair via homologous recombination. Gene Ontology annotation, molecular function: single-stranded DNA binding; damaged DNA binding.
UUGUAGUUGGCGGGAGAUAGGUCAAAAGUCUGUAUUGUAAAAAUUUUGUUUACAUUUAUAUACAUCAAUUAUUUUUUGUACAAAAUAUAUAUUAAGUUUUAAUAGUAUUUAAUUGAAAACUAAUAAAUUAUUUUUAACCAUGGAUAACGUAAGGGAUAUCGUAAACGCUGCUCAACUACCACGGUUCCUUAAUAAGCGGGUUAGCAUUGUAGGGAACGUCCAAGGAGUCGAUCCUAGUGGCAAAUCUUUCACUUUAAUGACUACCGACGAUGCUACUGUAAAAGUUAACGUAACUCAAAUAACAGGCCCCAUAAGCGGUUGGGUAGAGGUCCAUGGGAUUUCCAGAGGCAAGGAGAUUCUUGCUGACAACUAUAUAAUAUUCAACAACGAAAACUUCGAUUCAAAGAGCUAUAAUGAACUUUGCAAGCUAUUGUAUUCAGUGCCUGAUAUUUGGAAAACCAGUAAUGGCUUUGAUGAUGGGGCAUGAUUAUAUAGUAAUGUUUUUUUAGUUAAGUUUAAUAUUUUUUCAGUUUUACAAAUAAAUUUAAGUUAAAAAGUA